This is a messenger RNA of Trichosurus vulpecula (common brushtail), 1080 nucleotides long. Its product is annotated as protein FAM50A-like. The transcript has a single exon. The record is from RefSeq and is a predicted model, not a curated record. Gene Ontology annotation, biological process: chromatin organization. The coding region runs from base 1 to 1080 and encodes 359 amino acids. Lineage: Eukaryota; Metazoa; Chordata; Mammalia; Diprotodontia; Phalangeridae. Gene Ontology annotation, cellular component: nucleus.
AUGGCUCAGUACAAGGGGGCUGCCAGUGAGGCGGGCCGUGCCAUGCAUCUAAUGAAGAAGCGGGAGAAGCAGCGGGAGCAAAUGGAGCAGAUGAAACAGCGGAUCACUGAGGAGAACAUCAUGAAGUCAAAUAUUGACAAGAAAUUCUCAGCUCAUUAUGAUGCAGUAGAGGCUGAGCUCAAAUCCAGCACUGUGGGUCUUGUAACUCUGAAUGACAUGAAGGCCAAACAGGAAGCGCUGGUGAAGGAGCGGGAAAAGCAGCUGGCCAAAAGGGCACAGUCCAAAGAACUUCAGCUAAAGCUAGAGAAACUUCGAGAAAAGGAACGCAAGAAGGAAGAGAAGCGAAAGAUCUCUAGCCUGUCCUUCACCUUGGAUGAGGAAGAGGAGCCUGAGGAAGAAGAGGAAGAUAUGGAUAAGGAAGAUAUAGAAGGAGAAGGCAAUGUAGACAUGAACAAGAACAGACGUGUUUCCUACCUUCAGAGAGUUAGCAGUCUAAAUGAAGAGAUCCCUUCAAAGAAGAGAAAAUUAGGGAAGAACCCAGAUGUGGACACAAGCUUUCUUCCUGACCGUGACCGAGAGGAAGAAGAAAAUAGGCUCAGAGAGGAACUUAGACAGGAAUGGGAGGCCAAGCAGGAGAAGAUCAAGAGUGAAGAAAUUGAAAUCACAUUUAGUUACUGGGAUGGCUCUGGGCACCGAAGGACUGUAAACAUGAAGAAGGGGAACACGGUGCAACAGUUCCUGCAAAAGGCCCUGGAGAUCCUUCGGAAAGACUUCAGUGAGCUGAGGUCAGCGGGAGUGGAGCAGCUCAUGUACAUCAAGGAAGAUCUGAUUAUACCUCAUCAUCAUAGUUUCUAUGAUUUCAUCGUCACCAAAGCCAGAGGGAAGAGUGGCCCCCUCUUUAACUUUGAUGUCCAUGAUGACGUUCGGCUACUCAGUGAUGCCACAGUAGAAAAGGAUGAAUCACAUGCCGGAAAGGUGGUGCUAAGGAGUUGGUAUGAGAAGAACAAGCAUAUUUUCCCAGCUAGCCGAUGGGAGCCCUAUGACCCCGAGAAAAAGUGGGACAAGUACACAAUCAGAUGA